UUCUCCUCUUAGACUUAACAAGUUUCUUUUCGUAAUUGAACAGAUGUCACUUUCUCCGUGAACUUGACAUUAAAAGCUGAAUGUAAUUGGACUCAUUGCAAACGAAAGUGGAGAAUGUUCAUUCUGAAAUUCUAGAUAAUGCAACAUUCUUGAAUCAUCUUUUUCUAAAAUUUGAAUUAAAUGCUGAAGUAUCUUCCUAUCAGAAUAUAUAAAUCGAUUUUUUACUCCACUUCGACAGCUAGCAGCCAUUCGUUUAUUGUACAACUAAUCCGUGACAAUUUCUAUCAGUAUAUAAGUGUUUGUAUCUCUGCAAUGUGCGUCAGUGCCAUCAGAAAAAUUGCAUAUUCCAUGUUGACAAGACCUAGAAAUUAAAACAAGAAUUGCCGAUUGUUUUAUUUUUAAAUUUUUUUAGUGAUAUUAAGCAUCAUGUCCCACCUUGAUGCUAUUGUAAUUAGUGAAGGAACUGAGAAAAAUAAAAACACUGGACCGAAGAAUACCUUUUUUAGGAUCUUAAGGAGAGUUCAAAUAGGAGUUUUAAUCAUCGGAACUUUACUCUUCUUGGCUUGGUGCUGUAGCUAUCUCAUUCAUGAACCUCAAACUGAAAGUCAUUCAUAUGCAACUGCUGAACAAUUGAUAGCGCUAGAAGACUGCUGUGGUUCAGGUGAUAAAGCUGAACACAAGGAAAAUACCGACAGUGGAAUGUUGCCCGAUAGUGUUGUUCCCCAUCAUUAUAAUCUGACAUUACAACUCUUUAUGUUUCCAAAGUACAAUUUCACCACUAAAGGAAAUGUGCAGAUUUUGAUUGAAUGCAUAAAAGAAACAAAGUUUGUCGUCCUUCAUGCUCGUGACUUAACAGUGGAAUCAGCUACUGUCAUUCCUACAGAUGAAACCAUUGAAAACAAUUCGUCAUACAGCACCAAUGUUUCUGCAGAUACAGAGAGGCAACAAAUUUUAAUUCAGCUAGACGAAACAUUAAAGCCUCGGUCAAAAUAUAUUUUGGAAAUUCCGUUUGAAGGCAUCGUAAAUAAUAUAUCUGUUGGAUUAUAUCGAAGUAGUUAUUUAUCUGAGAGCGGAAAUACAAGUUGGAUUGCUUCAACUCAGUUUGAGCCCAGUGAUGCUAGACGGGUUUUUCCGUGUUUUGACGAGCCAGCUCUGAAAGCUACCAUCCAGUUCAAUCUCAUUUGCCAGCAAGGUACAAUUGCUUUAUCCAACAUGCCUCCAAGCAGUAGAGAACCGAUAGAUGAAGAGUGGGAAAUUGUAACAUUCAUGGAGACCCCACGCAUGUCUACAUAUACGUUUUCAUUCGUUGUUGGGGAUAUAGAGUCUUAUGCAAACAAGACGGAAAAAGGUAUACAAAUCUGGAGUAGAAAUGACAUGGCUCAGUAUGGCGAACUUGCUCAUAAUAUUACUCCAGUUAUUCUGAAAUAUUUAGAAGAAUACAUUGAAGUACCUUUCACGAUGCCUAAAUUAGAUCUUGCGGCUGUUCCUAUAUUUUUGCAUGCUGCAAUGGAAAACUGGGGUCUUAUUAUAUUUGAAGAAUCUGCAUUGUUGUACGAUCCAGAAAAAUCAUCAACAGAGAAUAAAGUAUUUGUUACUUUAGUGAUUGGACACGAGCUAGCUCAUCAAUGGUUUGGUAACCUCGUGACAGCAUCGUGGUGGGAUAAUAUCUGGUUGAAUGAAGGCUUUGCUACUUAUUAUGAAUAUAUCGCUGUCGAUCAGUUGCAACCUCACUGGAAUAUUAUGCACGUUUUCAUUGCUACAAUUUAUGAAGUUAUGGAAACCGACAGCAUGUCAUCAACUCGAGCCAUGGGAUCACCUGUCCACCCUGAUGAAGUGCUUGCAUCUUUCGAUGAGAUUUCUUAUCUUAAGGGUGGAGCUAUUGUAAGAAUGCUGCAGCAUUUUAUUGGGGUAGAAAGCUUUAGGAUAGGAUUAAAGAAUUACUUAUGGAGAUAUUCCCACAAAAGUGCCACAGAAUUCGAUUUAUGGCAAAAUUUAAAUUUGUGGAACAGAAACAGACAUGGAAUAAAGCAGGUCAUGAUCACGUGGACCCAGCAAUCUGGUUAUCCAGUGGUAAGGUUUGAGCGGGAUUAUGAAAACAGAACCGUAUUACUUUCACAGAGACCUUUCACAAUUUAUUUAGACGAUAUAGAAGAAACUACAGAAACAGAGGAUGAAAGAGUUUGGUCUAUACCCGUGACAUUUACUCAUGGCUCAGAACUGGAUUGGUCCACUAAGACAGAUUUUUGGUUGACUAAUAAAUCAGAUAUAAUAAAAGGUCUUCCUGAUGAAAAUACCUGGUUUAUUGCGAACGUGCAGCAAGUAGGAUACUACAGAGUUAAUUAUGACUCAAAUAACUGGAAUUUAAUUCUGGAACAACUUUUGACAAAUCAUACGGUUAUAAAUGUCAUAAACAGAGCUCAAAUUUUAAGUGACAUCCUUAACUUAGCGAGAUCUGAUGAAGCCGAAUAUGCCUUAGCUUUGAACAUGACCAAAUAUCUUUUCCUCGAAGAGGAGUACCUCCCAUGGCAGUCAGCUUUUACGGCUUUCAAGUAUCUUGACAUUAUGUUAGCCAAGACCCCAGGGCAUGACGAAUUUAAGGAAUACAUACUUGCAAUUAUGACUCCUCUGUACGAAACCAUAGGGUGGUCUUCAGAAGUGGAUAAAGAAGAUAUUACGGCAAUGUUUCUGAGAAAAAAUAUAUUGAAGUGGAGUUGCAGUUAUGACCAUCCUGGUUGUGUUAAAAAAGCUCUGGCCAUGUUCCAGAAAUGGAAGCAAGAGUCACCCGAGAAUCAAACCUUAUCCGCUGACGAUCGAGAGAUAGUAUUAUGCACUGGGAUAGCUCGAGGACCUACAGAGGAUUGGGAAUUGAUGUGGAAACGAUAUUUAGGAACAAAUUUCAAGGCAGAAAAGAACACUUUAUUGAAGUCUUUGGCUUGUACUAGAGAAACCAGACUGCUUAGAAGGUUGCUGAAACGAGCCAUGGAUUCGAAUUCCGGAAUACCUCAACAGGAUGGAAGCGAUGUCUUCGUAUAUGUAGCAGAAAAUUUCUAUGGACGAGAUAUAGUUUAUGAUUUCUUCAAGCGACACAUGGAAGAAAUUUCGUUCAAAUUUGGUUCUUUUGCAUUUGCUGCUGGAAACAUAGUCGAUCGUGUCACAGCCUCCUUGAAUACCGAGAAUGAAAUAGAAGAACUUCAGAGUAUCCUGAAAGGAAGGACAACGUCAGUCAAGGAAAUACACAAAAGCUUGAAGUUAGCACUGCAUCGAUCAAAAACCAACGUUAAGUGGAUGAAGAACAAUUAUGAUAAUGUGUACAGCUGGUUACGAGAAAACAAAGCAUUGUGAUUCACGCGCUUGUGUAUUAAUGAGUAAAUGAAAAAGAUAUCGAUAAAAAGGUGAACUUAAUUACUAGAUGCCUGGGUGAACAGAAAAAAUUCUUCAAGAAAUUUUGGUUUACUUUGCUCAAUGUUGAUUUUUUUUGUUUUAUUUUUGUUUUAAUUUAAGAUAAACGUGUAAAUUAUUAUUUUUGCGUAAAUUGUUUGUCUUCUGGGAAUUUUUCAGUGAAAGAUAUGCAAUUGCAUGAUAAAGAAUA
Argiope bruennichi is the source of this 3589-nucleotide messenger RNA. RefSeq names its product aminopeptidase N-like. The record is from RefSeq and is a predicted model, not a curated record. NCBI's taxonomy places the organism in Eukaryota, Metazoa, Arthropoda, Arachnida, Araneae, Araneidae. The transcript is spliced from 21 exons. Gene Ontology annotation, biological process: proteolysis; peptide catabolic process. Gene Ontology annotation, cellular component: cytoplasm. The coding region runs from base 427 to 3342 and encodes 971 amino acids. Gene Ontology annotation, molecular function: zinc ion binding; metalloaminopeptidase activity; peptide binding.